Messenger RNA from Pseudomassariella vexata, 3512 nucleotides. RefSeq names its product glycosyltransferase family 2 protein. The transcript is spliced from 3 exons. The record is from RefSeq and is a predicted model, not a curated record. Gene Ontology annotation, cellular component: cell periphery; cell septum. NCBI's taxonomy places the organism in Eukaryota, Fungi, Ascomycota, Sordariomycetes, Amphisphaeriales, Pseudomassariaceae. Bases 257 to 3268 code for a protein of 1003 amino acids. Gene Ontology annotation, molecular function: chitin synthase activity.
GGCAUUGCACCGCAUUGAGAUACCCAACUUCACUUGGUAUUGCUUGGCUUGGCUUCAUUGUUACCUGCCAGAUAAUAGGUACCAUUCGUUCAGUGUCAAACUCACGAUAUCCAAAUACUCGCCGUUGCGCGCAAGCAACCCCCGCCGAAACGCAGCCUACACUUCCGCCGUCGUCGCAUUCCUUCUACAGCAACGGGAAAAGGGUGUCUCACAUACAAUCUGGUCGGCGUUCAAUCGCUGACACCACAAGACCGCUAUGGCCGGUCAGACCCCCCCAAUUCGGCCUCCCGAGUACAUGCUUCCUCCGUACGACGACGAGCAUGACCACAACCCGACGGGAGGAAACUCGGCCGCUGUGAGGCUGUUGACAUCUAUGGAAGAACCGUUACCAGAGUCGCGACCCAGUAUCCGCCCGACACCACGCCGUUCAUACCAACCAUCAGUAUACUCAACCCACUCGAGAACUUCGUCUAUUGUCGACCCUCCGUACAUCCCCCCUCCAGAGUCGUCGUACUUCCAACCUAGAGAUACCGAGUCGCCCACACGAUCCUGGUCUCCAUCGAGGAUGUCCACCAAUAGCUCUGAAUACGGACGUGUGCCUCCGUCCACCGCGCAGUACGAACCCUCGGAUAUCAAUGGCAGCCCGCGACCGGGCACACCAUCCUCCAGAUACGGCGGAAGCCCUCGACGACCAUUACCACAAGCGCCCCUGUAUACUAACGGAGCUGCUCAGGAGUCGACCUUCACGGUGGAUGAUGCCACUGUCAAUAUUCCACUCGAUCCCGACGAUGAUGACGUUUUCGGGCCCGAAUCCGAUCUUGGUUAUUCACGUGGUCAUCGGGAGACGUAUACACGGCAAUCUCAAACCACCCUUAGCGAGGAGCCCGGGACACCCUUUGACAACAAGGAGGAAUUCUACGGCCCAGCACCCGACGGGAGCCAACAGCGUCGCGGAGUCCGCGCACCCCAAACAGCGAAAAAGGAGGUGCAGCUCAUCAAUGGCGAGCUGAUCCUUGAGUGCAAGAUCCCCACCAUCUUGUACAGUUUCCUUCCCCGGCGCGAUGAGGUUGAAUUUACCCACAUGCGUUACACAGCUGUGACCUGCGAUCCAGAUGACUAUGUCGAAAAGGGCUACAAGUUGCGACAGAAUAUUGGAAGAACAGCUCGGGAGACAGAGCUCUUCAUCUGCGUGACCAUGUAUAACGAGGAUGAGAUUGGCUUCACGCGGACGAUGCACGCCGUCAUGAAGAAUAUCAGCCAUUUCUGUGGUCGCAACAAGUCCCGGACCUGGGGCGAGCUAGGGUGGCACAAAAUUGUGGUUUGCAUCGUGUCCGAUGGUAGAGAGAAGAUCCACCCUCGAACUUUGGACGCAUUGGCCGCCAUGGGAGUGUACCAGCACGGUAUUGCGAAGAACUACGUCAACCAGAAAGCGGUGCAAGCCCAUGUGUACGAAUACACCACGCAAGUUUCGCUUGACGCCGAUCUCAAGUUCAAGGGUGCAGAGAAGGGAAUCGUCCCGUGCCAAAUGAUCUUCUGCCUCAAGGAAAAGAACCAGAAGAAGCUGAACUCGCAUCGAUGGUUCUUCAAUGCUUUUGGGAAGGCUCUCAAUCCCAACGUCUGCAUCUUGCUCGACGUAGGGACCAAGCCUGGAACCAACUCUCUGUAUCACCUUUGGAAAGCUUUCGACACAGACUCUAACGUUGCCGGUGCUUGCGGUGAGAUCAAGGCAAUGAAGGGCAAGUGGGGACUAUCGCUCCUGAAUCCUCUUGUGGCAUCGCAAAACUUCGAGUACAAGAUGUCUAAUAUUUUGGACAAGCCCCUCGAAUCUGUUUUUGGCUAUAUCACCGUGUUACCGGGUGCUCUGAGCGCCUACCGCUACCAUGCGCUACAAAACGAUGAGACGGGCCAUGGGCCGCUUAGCCAGUAUUUCAAGGGGGAGACGCUACACGGCCAGGACGCCGACGUAUUCACUGCCAACAUGUACCUGGCCGAGGAUCGUAUUCUUUGCUGGGAGCUCGUUGCAAAGCGAAAUGAGAGAUGGGUGUUGAAGUACGUCAAAGGCUGCACUGGCGAGACUGAUGUUCCUGAUAGUGUCCCUGAAUUCAUCUCACAGCGACGCCGUUGGUUGAAUGGCGCUUUCUUUGCCGCCGUCUAUUCCAUCGUCCACUUCAAACAGCUCUGGGCAACGGAUCACACGUUAGCGCGCAAGAUUUUACUUCACAUCGAGUUCGUGUACCAGUUCUUGCAGCUCAUGUUCACCUACUUCUCCCUCGCCAAUUUCUACCUGACAUUCUUCUUCAUCGCUGGAGGUAUCGCCGACCCAUCGGCAGACCCCUUCGGUCACCACGUUGGGGUGUACAUCUUUACGAUAUUGCGGUAUACUUGUGUUCUGCUCAUCAGCAUGCAAUUCAUCAUUUCGCUCGGCAAUCGACCACAGGGUGCUAAGCGCCUCUACCUCGCUAGCAUGAUCAUCUACGGUAUUAUCAUGAUGUACACGGUAUUCGCAUGCAUUUACAUCAUUGUCCGACAGGUGAAGACACGAGAAGACGGCACGCUUACGCUCGGGAGCAACGUGUUCACGAACUUGACAGUUUCCGUCGGCUCGACCACUGGUCUGUACUUCCUCAUGUCGUUUCUCUACCUGGAGCCCUGGCACAUGUUUACCAGUUCGGCGCAAUACUUCAUGUUGUUGCCCAGCUACAUCUGCACCCUUCAGGUCUACGCCUUUUGCAACACGCACGAUGUCACAUGGGGUACCAAGGGCGACAACGUGAUGAAGACGGAUCUCGGAGGUGCGAUGGGCAAGAACGGUGUCGUUGAGCUGGAGAUGCCCUCGGAACAACUUGAUAUCGAUUCGGGCUACGACGAGGCGUUGCGCAACCUGCGAGAUCGUGUAGAGGUGCCCGAGCCCGCCAUCAGUGAGUCACAGAUGCAAGAGGACUACUACAAGAGCGUGCGAACGUACAUGGUGGUCGUCUGGAUGAUGGCCAACGCUGUGCUAGCCAUGGCCGUCAGCGAGGCGUACGGCAGCAGCGGCCUUGGGGACAACUAUUACCUCCGGUUCAUCAUGUGGUCCGUGGCGACGUUGGCACUGUUCCGAGCGUUGGGGAGUAGCGCUUUCGCGUUGACCAAUGUGAUUAAUAUGGUGGUAGAGGGUAGAGUCCGGAUGAGUCUCAAGGUGCCGCAGUGGAUGGGUGGUUUGGGGAGCAAGGUCAGCGAUAAGAUGAGCGAGGCCAUGAGUAGUGUGGGAAGUCGGGUCAGCAGAUGAUGAUAUGAUGACGAUGAUGAUGGGCAGUGGGUUCCGGGUGUCUUGUUUGGCGAGAUAAGAUGACGCGAUGACCCCUGAUGCCUGUGUAAGUCAAUGGUUUUGGAAUGUUAUUGGAGUUGGUUCAUCUCAUAUGCAGAUGCGGGAUAUGUAAUGCGAAGUGAGAGACGGAUGUGUAUACGUAAAUAGUCUGCAUGAGGCCAAGAUCUGUGAUACGGUUGGGUCUUGUGAUGAAAAAUGAUACCUG